UGUUGUAUAUGUUACGCAUCGAUGGAUCCAUCCGUCUGAGGUCUGAGUCUGACGAUUAAGCCGUCGAUUGGAUCGGCGGCAUGGAGAUAAUGCAGGAGGAGCUGCUACCUGACGACAUGGUGGCCGAGGUUCUGGGCCGCCUCUCGCCCAGCAGCCUUGCGGCGGCACGCUGCGUGUGCCAGCGGUAGUGCUCCAUCGUCGACGGCCGCCGCCUGCUGCGCGGCCACCUCCUCCCUCUCCGCCUCCACGGGCGCCAAGAACUCGCGCAGGGAGGCAACAGAACCCGCCCCAUAUUUCUUGGGACGCCCUCCCACGGCGCGCCGGAUCACCCGCGACCUCCAACGCUACUUCUUAGCCAGCGGCUGCGACGACGAUGAUCGGGUGAUGUAUGAUCACUGCAAUGGCCUCCUCUUGCUCGGCUGGUGGCCCAUGGCUGUGGUUAACCCGGCCACGCGACAGUGGGCAGCCUUAUUGCCUCCACCAGAACUACUGCCGCCGUUGCAACUGUCGCAUGGGCACGUCGAGGGCAACCACUUGUAUCCAUACUACCACCUUGUCUACGAUCCUACGGCGGUGUCGCCACAUCGCUUUGAGGUAUUUAUUAUCUCCGAGUUAAUGGUUCGCUAUAAUAAACACAGAUACGAUGGCCGCGCGGAGUGGCCACCGUCGCCGUACACGACGCACGUCUUCUCGUCCACCACAUGGAAGUGGGAGGAAAGAUCUUUUCUACGCCAAGGAGAACCUACCGGGACCAUUGAUGAUGUGGCUGUUGGCGGCUACCGCCGUGGCGUCUAUUUCCAAGGAGCACUUUAUGUCCAUUGCCAACAUAAUUCCGUCAUAAGAAUUGAAUGCUUGUCGGAUGACGACGGUAAGUACCAGAUGAUCAAAUUGCCGACAUUAAUCAAACUUGGCAAGUCCUAUUUGGGAAAAUCAGAGCAAGGGGUGUACUAUGCAUUACUCUAUCCAGAUGAUGCUAGUUGCCCCCACUUGCGCGUUUGGUUGCUUGAUGUUCAUAGGAUGGAGUGGGUGUUGAGGAGUGACGUCAGCCUUCAAGCCAUGGAGAAUUUUCCUACUCGUCACUUUGCUAGCGGAUACAACAAACCAUGGAUCGUUGUUCAUCACAACCACAACAACAUACCAUCAACACAUCCUGCACAAGAAGAAGAUGAUAGGAUUAUUGAGUUUGAUGAUAAUGAAUGGGACUUUGACGACGGCGGCGUCAUUCUUGAAACCAAAGAUGACGAAGCCACAAGACAAGGGUCGUACCAUAUGCCUUCUUUCCUAGGGUUUCAUCCUUACAAAGAGAUUGCCUUGUUUUUCACAAUGUCAACUAGAAGGGUUCUAUGUUAUCAACUAAAUACCUCCAAGGUUCAAGAGUUAGGCAUCUUAGAUAUACCCGCGGACAUGUUAGAAACUUUCUUCCUCUACACACCAUGUAUGUUGGAUGUGGGGGGCUUAUGUCGUCUGAAAACAAUUUAG
This is a messenger RNA of Panicum virgatum (switchgrass), 1479 nucleotides long. RefSeq lists its product as uncharacterized. Bases 385 to 1479 code for a protein of 364 amino acids. The record is from RefSeq and is a predicted model, not a curated record. NCBI's taxonomy places the organism in Eukaryota, Viridiplantae, Streptophyta, Magnoliopsida, Poales, Poaceae. The transcript has 2 exons.